This is a messenger RNA of Apiotrichum porosum, 3480 nucleotides long. It is a transcript of the gene MSH3, whose product is annotated as Mismatch repair protein msh3. Gene Ontology annotation, cellular component: nucleus. Lineage: Eukaryota; Fungi; Basidiomycota; Tremellomycetes; Trichosporonales; Trichosporonaceae. The record is from RefSeq and is a predicted model, not a curated record. Gene Ontology annotation, biological process: mitotic recombination; mismatch repair. The transcript is spliced from 21 exons. The coding region runs from base 1 to 3480 and encodes 1159 amino acids. Gene Ontology annotation, molecular function: ATP-dependent DNA damage sensor activity; ATP binding; mismatched DNA binding.
AUGGUGGGGUCAAGCCAGGGUGAAAAGGGGACACAGUCCUCCUUGCACAACUUCUUCCGCCCUAAGCCCACUCCCAUGGAGCUGGAGAAGGGCAGGUCUUGCGCAGACGCUGUGGACUUGACCGACUCUCCCCCUGCGUCACCACCUCCCAAGCGUGCGCGUAUGGAUAACGGCAAGGCGCGUACGUCGACUGCUUCAGCCUCCUCCUCCUCCGCAUCUCGUGCGCCCCCAAAAGCCUCAAGCUACUUUGAAGCGCCGGCCAUUGCUUCUAGCUCGCGCACCCCUCCGGCCAAGCGUCCUCGCGAGUCGUCGCCAACUGCCACUGUCGCCCUCGACUCGUUCCGCCUUCCAAAGAUUGUCUCGUCUACCGACGCCGCCGCCCCAGGCAGUGCGUUUGGAAACUACAACCUGCCCCCUCCUUCCCAGGCACUCCCCCCAUCGACGCAGCGCACUGCCGAGCAGGAACGUCGCCACCAAGCGUGGCAGCUUCUUGCAGGCAACGUCAUGCCCCGUCGCCGCAGCCUCGCUCUAGACGAGGCCGCAGCAGCCGAUGCCCGCCGUGCGGCGGGAAUCGACCCGGCCGAGGAAGAUGGUGACGCCGAAGAGGGUGUGGAUGGCAGCACGACCGAGGCGGCUGCCAAGCUGCGCUCGAAGUACACGGCGACGGCUGCUCCAGUCAAAAAAGGACGAAAGAAGAAGGAGGAGGAGCUGGGUCCCAGUGGAAUGACCUACACUCCGCUGGAGAAGCAGUACAUGGAGAUCAAGGCCAAGUGGCCUGACGUCUUGCUGUUCAUGGAAGUUGGCUACAAGUACAAGUUUCACGGCGACGACGCAAAGAACGCGUCCAAGGAGCUUGGCAUCGCCGCUUUCCCAUCGCGCAACUUUUAUGUGGCCUCCAUUCCGACCCACCGUCUACACAUCCACGUCCGAAAGCUCAUCUCCCUCGGUUACAAGGUUGGCGUUGUAUCGCAGAUGGAGACCGCCGCGCUCAAGAAGGCCGGCGACAACAGGAACGCGCCGUUCGUCCGAGAGCUCACCAGCCUCUACACUGCCACGACUUACGUCGAAGAAGACACGUCAUCGUCGUCCAACCUUCGUGACCAGCCGGCACUUGCCAAUGCUGCACCCCCUGCCACCAACGCACUCGUCACGAUCGUGGAACAGGAGAUUGGUGACCGUGCGCGCAUCGCCUUGGUCAGCGUCGUUCCUGGAACAGGCGACGUUAUCUGGGACGAGUUUGAAGACUCUCCCGUGCGCUCCGAACUUGAAACACGCCUUACCCAUCUUCAGCCGUCCGAGCUCAUCCUUCCCAAGGCACUGAGCAAGGCGACGGAGAAGGUCCUGAAACACAUGGUCGCCUCUUCGCGCUCAUCAACAGCAGUGCGCGUGGAGCGCUUCAAGGAUGUGCCCGUUUACAACAAGGCCUUUGAUUCACUGACGGCGUUCUACAAGUCGGAAACGCCGAUUGAGAUUGACUUGACUGGGGACGAUGACAGCAUGUCACCGCCAACUGCCGAGGAUGAUUCUCGCCCUGCCGACCCGCUUGGCCUUGCAGCGGGCCUGCCAGACGAGGACGCGGUGCUUGCUCUUGUCGACUUUCCCAAGCAGGUGGUCGUGGCUCUAGCCAUGACUGUCGAGUAUAUGACACCGUUCGGUCUUCAAGAUGCCUUCCGCCAUAGGUCCUCGUUCACCAAGUUUGUCAACCGUGCGCACAUGUUGCUGUCUGGUAAUACCCUCGUCAACCUUGAGGUCUACCGUAACCAGACCGAUGGAGGCCACUAUGGUAGCCUGAUGUGGCUUUUGGACCACACCAAGACUCGCAUGGGACGCCGCCUUAUGCGUGAAUGGAUUGGUCGUCCACUUCUUGACGUGGUCGCCCUGCGUGCUCGAGUCAAUGCCGUGGAGGAGGCCAUGUCUUCCGAAUCCUACCACUUGGAGAAGCUCCGUUCUCUCCUUGUCAACAUGCCGGACCUGGUCCGCGGCCUCACGAGGGUUCAGUAUGCCAAGACGACCCCGACUGAACUGGCAACCAUUCUCGUCGGCCUCGUGCGCGUCGGUUCAGAGUUCAAGCGAGAUGAAAGCAGGAUCUUCAAGUCGGAACUUCUCAACAAUAUUGCCACAACGCUGCCCACUAUUGCUGGUCCUGCCAAGGAGUUUAUGAGUGCCUUUGACUUGAAAGCGGCGCGUGCCAACAACAUGGCCGAUCUAUGGACCGACCCCGACCGCUAUCCCGAGAUUCAAGAUGCCAAGGACUGCAUCUGCCUUUGCGAGAGCGAGCUUGACGUUCACCUGAAAGAGGUCCGCAAGAUUGUGCGCAAGCCCCAGCUCAACUAUGUGACGGUCUCCGGCGUGGAGUACCUGGUGGAAGUCCCGGUCCGUGACGCCAAGUCUGUGCCUCCGAAAUGGGUCAAGAUUCAAUCGACCAAGUCUGUUGCUCGCUUCCAUACCCCGGAGAUUAUCAAAAUCACCAAGGAGAGGGAGCAGCAUAAGGAGACCCUGGCCGCUGCGGCAAAGGCUGCUUUCGUGUCGUUCCAGAACGACAUUGCCGAGGUGCACUCGCUCGUGACCGUGUCCCGCCACCUUGCCGUAAUCGACUGCCUGAUUUCGCUUGCCACAGUCGCGCUCACCCAUGGCUACACCAAGCCGACCUUUGUGGCAGAGCCCAGCUUGAAGAUCAAGGCCGGACGUCACCCGAUGGUCGAGUCGAUGCGCGACGAGGCGUAUGUGCCGUUCGACAUUGACUUUAGCACCGAGGAAGGACGCGCCAAGGUUAUUACGGGCCCCAACAUGGCCGGCAAGAGCAGCUGCGUGCGAGCCACUGCUCUCAUCGUGUGCAUGGCUCAGAUUGGCAGCUUUGUUCCUGCAGCCUCGGUCCAGCUUGGCAUCCACGACGCCGUCCAAACGCGUAUGGGAGCCAGCGACGAGAUUGGGCGUGGCAAGUCGACAUUCAUGGUCGAGAUGAGCGAGACAAGUGAUAUCCUUCGUGCCGUGUCGCCUCGCACGCUGGUCAUCCUGGACGAGCUCGGUCGUGGUACCUCGACCUACGACGGAGUGGCUAUCGCUUACGCCACGCUCGCGCACCUGGCCCAGGUCGGCUGCAACACGCUCUUCGUUACGCACUAUCCGCUGGUGGCCGAGCAGUUAGCCAACGAAUUCCCCAAGGACGUGUCCAACUGGCACAUGGCCUUUUCUGAGCACACCCUUCCCGACGGCUCGGCCGAGAUCACUUUCCUCUACCACCUCAAAAAGGGACUCGCGGACGCUUCCUUUGGUGUCUGGUGUGCUCGUCUCGCUGGUCUUCCGGGCCCACUGCUCGUUCGUGCGCAGGAGCGCGCCGACGACCUCAAGCGUGUCACUCAUGAGCGUGGUGUCGCAGCCCUCGCCAAGCGCUUCAAGGCUCUCGACUCGGCGAUCAAGGCCGGCAGUGGCGUCAAAGAGGUCGCGCGCGUCGAGAGCGCCCUUCAGUUCUUGAACGCAUAA